Macrosiphum euphorbiae (potato aphid) is the source of this 894-nucleotide messenger RNA. The record is from the annotation of a GenBank genome assembly. Lineage: Eukaryota; Metazoa; Arthropoda; Insecta; Hemiptera; Aphididae.
AUGAGUCAGAGCUCACCCACAAGGAUCUCCACCCGAUCAACCACUGCUGGCAAUAUUGCUUCUGUAAUGCCUGGCAAGUCUACUAAAUCAACCUCUUCUUCUUCCGGUCUGCUGACCCUUGAUGUUUUUAACAACACUAUGGCUGAACAUCAAAGAACACAAAAAGAAACCCUGGUCCAGUGCAAACGCUUGUCCGAAUCUCAUAAUGCUCAAUUUUCUGAACUCAAUGAAAAUUUAGGUCGUCUGUCCUCUCAGGUUGUUGAAUUAAAAUCUGAGAACGACAAACUCCAAAAAAUCAUCUCUAGUCUCAGAAAUCGAGUCCAAGAUCUUGAAUCUGCAAACAAUAGUCGUCGUAUCUCCUCGGCUGACACCUUUCCUAGCAUUUUCCAUGAGUUCACGGAACGUGAGCGCUGUUCUCGAAAUGUCAUUAUUCGUGGUGCUCAAGAAUCUUCUUCUUCUGUAUUAGAAGAUAGAGUCUCUAAUGACGUCCUAAAAAUAACUGAGGCUAUCAAACCGUACUUUCCCGAAUUACCAUCUGACUUUAAAGCAAUAAGGCUAGGUAAACCCAGUGAUCGAGGUCCCCGACCACUCAAGGUUUUCUUCCAGUCUAAAGAAAUAGCCCAGAAACUUGUCUCUGACUAUAAUACAAAUAUUAGAUCUUCUCAUACUGACAAUAUGCGCCAUCCCAUUUCGGUUACUCGUGAUCGCACUCCUUGUGAGCGUGAGCAUUUCGGUCGCGUAUACACUGAUUUGGAAAAUCGUAAAAAGAACUGUGAAUCUGACUUAGUAAUCAAAUACAGAGAUGGACUCCCCUAUAUUGUACCGGCCAGCAGAUCAUCCCAGGACAGACGCCAUCAAACAUCGAACUCGGCCUUUACCCAAUCAAAAAACUAG